Cyclopterus lumpus (lumpfish) is the source of this 1433-nucleotide messenger RNA. RefSeq names its product unc-50 homolog (C. elegans) (gene unc50). NCBI's taxonomy places the organism in Eukaryota, Metazoa, Chordata, Actinopteri, Perciformes, Cyclopteridae. Bases 106 to 879 code for a protein of 257 amino acids. The record is from RefSeq and is a predicted model, not a curated record. The transcript has 6 exons. Gene Ontology annotation, cellular component: Golgi membrane.
AUCUACGUGUUCAUUUUCGCGACAGUUCAGGAAGCGUCUACAAACAGCUACAUAAAAGAGCAAGAGUUGGGGCUUCCUCCUACUAAGGAGUACAGCAAACACAGCAUGUUGCCGACCACCUCACCAAACAGCAACGGCGCCCUCGGUUCUAGCGACACUGCCCGUCACACGGCAGGCUUCAAGCGCUACAAGUACCUGCGACGGCUGCUCCAUUUCAAACAGAUGGACUUUGACUUUGCCGUGUGGCAAAUGCUUUACUUGUUCACGUCACCGCAGAGAGUCUACCGCAACUUCCACUACAGGAAGCAGACCAAAGACCAGUGGGCCAGGGACGACCCGGCGUUCCUGGUCCUGCUCGGCAUCUGGCUAUGUGUGUCAACAAUAGGCUUUGGUCUGGUGCUGGACAUGGGCGCCAUGGAGACUCUGAAGCUGCUGCUGUGGGUGGUCAUUGUUGACUGUAUAGGAGUUGGUCUUUUCAUAUCAACCCUCAUGUGGGUCAUCAGUAACAAGUACCUGUUGAAACAACCCAGCAGAAACUUUGAUGUGGAGUGGGGCUACGCAUUUGAUGUUCACCUCAAUGCCUUCUACCCGCUUCUCGUCAUCCUGCAUUUCCUGCAGCUCUUCUUCAUCAACCAUGUUGUGAUAAUAAACUCAGACUGGUUCGUGGGAUACUUUUUUGGGAACACUAUGUGGCUGAUUGCCAUUAGUUAUUAUCUCUACAUCACGUUCUUGGGGUACAACGCUCUCCCCUUCCUGAAGAACACCGUGGUGCUGCUCUACCCAUUCGCCUUGCUCGGACUCAUUUACGUCCUCUCCGUAUCUCUGGGCUGGAACUUCACUCAGGGCCUCUGCUGGUUUUACAAGUACAGAGUCCAGUAGGACCAGCUCGCCUCUGAAAUUGGACACUAGUGGGCUCCAGGCCGACUCCAAAAACAUCUGCUUCCAACUCGCAUCUAGGUGUCAAGAAUCAAUUUCCAGCUUCUGUUAGUUAACAUCCGGCCGGGAAGGACUCUCCGUGAGCUGUGACGCUGGGUUGUUUGACCGAGCUGGUUGACUGUUGACUCUCAAAUGACUGAUUUUCUGUUUGGCUCUCAUGUUGAGCUCCGAAGUCGGUGAACGGUGACGUGUUUGGACCGUAGUUGCAGAAACGGGAGAUGCAGCUUUUUACCGUUGUUCCUUUUUUGUAUGAUUUUGUAAAUAUUCUGGCUAGUUGUAAUAUAUAUACACAGAGGAUUGUUUCUGAAGAGGACACACUUGCUUUGUUUCUUUUUGAGUUUCAUUAAAGAAAAGACAGAACAAUAAUCCUGUUUAUUGAAGAGAUGAAAGGAAAGUGGAGGAACGAGGGAUGGACACUUUAUUUUUUUUCCCCUUUCUGUUUUUUCUUAAAGUGUACAUUCCAAAGCACUUUCAAUAAAAGGUUUUAUUAUUAUUUA